This is a messenger RNA of Debaryomyces hansenii CBS767, 1581 nucleotides long. RefSeq names its product chaperonin-containing T-complex subunit (gene CCT2). The transcript has a single exon. Bases 1 to 1581 code for a protein of 526 amino acids. The record is from RefSeq and is a predicted model, not a curated record. Gene Ontology annotation, biological process: protein folding. Gene Ontology annotation, molecular function: ATP hydrolysis activity; ATP binding; ATP-dependent protein folding chaperone. NCBI's taxonomy places the organism in Eukaryota, Fungi, Ascomycota, Pichiomycetes, Serinales, Debaryomycetaceae. Gene Ontology annotation, cellular component: chaperonin-containing T-complex; cytosol.
AUGUCAGUUCAGAUUCUAGGAGAUCAAGCUACUGAAGAGAGAGCAGAAAAUGCUCGUAUGUCUUCGUUUGUUGGGGCCAUUGCCGUCGGAGACUUGGUUAAGUCUACGUUAGGACCUAAAGGUAUGGAUAAAUUAUUGCAAAGUUCAUCUAACAUGGAUUCAGCAAUGAUCACCAAUGAUGGCGCUACGAUUUUAAAAUCGAUUCCAUUGGACAACCCAGCCGCUAAGGUUUUGGUUAACAUUUCCAAGGUUCAGGAUGAUGAAGUUGGAGAUGGAACCACGUCUGUCACCGUGUUGAGUGCAGAGUUAUUGAAAGAAGCAGAAAAAUUAAUAGAAAAGAAAAUCCAUCCUCAGACGAUUAUUGAAGGUUAUAGAAUCGCGUGUACUACUGCGUUGGAGGCAUUAAGUAAAGCAGCGGUGAACAAUGGUUCUGAUCAAGAAUUAUUCAAAAAGGAUUUGAUUAACAUUGCCAAAACUACGUUAUCGUCGAAGAUUUUAGCCCAAGACAAAGACCACUUUUCUACUUUAGCCGUGGAUGCUAUCCUCAGAUUGAAUGGUUCAACUAACUUAAACCAUAUCAAAGUGAUCAAGAAGGUGGGUGGUAGAUUAAGAGACUCAUUUUUGGAUGAAGGAUUCAUUCUUGAAAAGAGGUUCGGAAUCAACCAACCUAAGAAGAUUACUAAUGCCAAUAUUUUAAUUGCAAACUCAUCUAUGGAUACCGAUAAAGUCAAGAUAUUUGGAGCGAAAUUCAAAGUUGACUCCACGUCCAAGUUAGCUGAUUUAGAAAAGGCAGAAAAGGCAAAGAUGAAGGCCAAGGUUGAAAAAAUUAAGAAAUUCAAUAUUAACUGUUUUAUCAACAGACAAUUGAUCUACGAUUUCCCAGAGCAAUUAUUUACUGAUGCUAAGAUAAAUUCUAUCGAGCAUGCCGACUUCGAUGGUGUUGAAAGGUUAGCUUUGGUCACUGGUGGUGACGUUGUUUCCACGUUUGAUACACCAGAAUCCGUUACAUUAGGUCAUUGUGAUACUAUUGAGGAAAUCUUAAUUGGUGAAGAUGUUAUGACUAAAUUUUCCGGUGUUGCCGCUGGUGAAGCGUGUACCAUUGUCUUGAGAGGCUCUACUGAACAAGGUUUAGACGAAGCUGAAAGAUCGUUGCACGACGCGCUUUCUGUCUUAUCCCAAACUACUAGAGAAACUAAAACCUGUUUAGGUGGUGGUUGUUCUGAAAUGAUUAUGUCUAAGGCUGUUGAACAAGCUGCUGCUAAUGAAACCGGUAAGAAAUCGUUGGCUAUCGAAUCAUUUGCUAGAGCUUUAAGACAAUUGCCAACUAUCUUGGCCGACAAUGCUGGUUUUGAUUCCUCAGAAUUAGUUUCUAAAUUAAGAUCUGCAAUUUAUAACGGUAUGACUACCUCUGGUUUGGAUUUAAACAAGGGUACCAUUGCCGACAUGAGAGAAACAGGUGUUAUCGAAUCUUACAAGUUAAAGAGGGCUGUUGUUUCUUCUGCUGCUGAAGCAUCCGAAGUCUUGUUAAGAGUUGAUAACAUUAUCCGUGCUAAGCCACGUACAGCUGAUAGAAAUCAGUAG